CGAUGCCCUUACGUUCGUCCUCAGUGCAGGGCAACAGAUAUCAUCUUUUCCGGCGGUACAGCCUAUUCAAAAUAACAAGCCUCCUUCCCUUAAAAAAAAAAAGGUUUUUCAUUGUCAUAGACACACGGGAAAAGACAUACAGUUUAGCCUGAAGAUCUCAGAGGUAAGAAAGGUUGAGAGCAUCCAAGAUGGACACCAUCAUUCGCCGCUGUCCCUUCCUGUCGCGGGUCCCGCAGACGUUCCUCCAGAAAGCUGGCAAGUCCCUGGUUUUCUAUGCCCAGAAAUGUCCUGUGAUGAUGGAUCUGGCAUCUAGGCCCUUUGCUCGUGCCCUUUCCACAUCUGCUGCGAAGUGCCAGGAGACCAAGGAAACCUCUCCAACAGAUUCAGCCUCCGGGCAGCCUCCCAAGCAACCCAGUCUGCCUCCAGGCCACCCCGUGCCCCCAGCGUGCCAGGCAGCUGCUUCCAAGUGCCCUUUUCUUGCUGCCGAGAUGGGGCAGGGAAACAGCAGUGUGUUCCGGCAGGCCAGCGUGGAGCUGCAGGAGGAUGUGCAGGAGAUGCAUGCUGUCCGGAAAGAGUUGGCUGAAUCCCCUGUAAACCCAACUGUGGUCAACAUCACCAAGGCGGAUGGGGAGGACCAGAGCAGUCUCCUGAAGAAUUUACUGAAGCAACGUCCCACCAGGGUCUCCCACCUUCUGCAGGAUAACAUGCCCAAAUCAGUUUCUACUUUCCAUUAUGACAAGUUCUUUGAAAAGAAAAUCGAGGCCAAGAAGAACGAUCACACUUACCGGGUGUUCAAAACGGUGAAUAGGAGAGCAGAGACUUUUCCGAUGGCGGAUGAUUACUCUGGUUCGCAGGCCUCGAAGAAAGAGGUCUCUGUGUGGUGCAGCAAUGAUUACUUGGGCAUGAGCCGGCACCCCCGUGUUGUUCGCUCCAUCAUGGAUACUUUACGGCAGCAUGGCGCUGGAGCGGGAGGAACCCGUAACAUCUCUGGAACGAGCAAAUUUCAUGUAGAUUUGGAGCAUGAGUUAGCAGAUUUGCAUGGCAAAGAUGCAGCGCUGCUUUUCUCCUCUUGCUUUGUGGCUAAUGAUUCAACGCUUUUUACAUUGGCCAAAAUGCUGCCAGGCUGUGAGAUUUACUCAGAUGCUGGGAAUCAUGCCUCAAUGAUCCAGGGAAUCAGAAACAGUGGAGUUCCCAAAUUUAUCUUUCGUCAUAAUGACGUUAAUCAUCUUCGAGAACUGCUGAAGAAGUCCGAUCCCUCCACUCCAAAGAUUGUGGCUUUUGAAACGGUCCACUCAAUGGAUGGUGCUGUGUGUCCACUGGAGGAAAUGUGCGAUGUUGCCCAUGAAUUUGGGGCCAUCACAUUUGUUGACGAGGUACAUGCAGUUGGGCUGUACGGAGCUCGGGGUGGAGGAAUAGGAGACCGAGAUGGGAUCAUGCAUAAGAUGGACAUCAUCUCUGGAACACUUGGCAAAGCAUUUGGCUGUGUGGGCGGUUACAUAGCCAGCACUGCAACCCUGGUGGACACUGUGCGCUCCUACGCCGCCGGCUUCAUCUUCACCACAUCCCUGCCCCCUAUGCUGCUGGCUGGCGCCAAGGAAUCCAUUCAGGUGCUGAAGAGCGAGGAAGGAAGGGCUUUGAGACGGAGGCACCAGAGAAACGUCAAGCUCCUCCGGCAGAUGCUGAUGGAUGCUGGUCUGCCUGUGGUUCAUUGCCCAAGUCACAUCAUCCCGAUCAGGGUGGCAGAUGCGGCAAAGAACACCGAAAUUUGUGAUAUAAUGAUGAGCAGAUACAACAUCUACGUGCAGGCCAUUAAUUACCCUACUGUUGCCCGUGGGCAAGAACUCCUUCGAAUUGCCCCUACACCUCACCACACCCCACAGAUGAUGAAUUACUUUCUUGAGAAACUGGUGAAAACUUGGAAGGAGGUUGGCUUGGAGGUAAAACCUCACUCUUCCGCUGAGUGCAACUUCUGCAGGAGACCAAUACAUUUUGAGUUGAUGAGUGAGAGAGAAAAAUCCUACUUCAGUGGCCUAAGCAAUUUGAUAUCUGCUAGUGCUUAACAUCAAUUCAUGUCCAGGAUCUUUUUUUUUUCUCCAUGUAUCACAGCUUCAUGUAUUUUUAAAGCAUUAAGACACUGUAAGGUUUUAACACUCUGCAGUCCUUCUCUUGUACCAAGAACUACUGGUACAUAUGAAUAAAAGUUGGUAAAAUAUA
Messenger RNA from Lepisosteus oculatus (spotted gar), 2214 nucleotides. It is a transcript of the gene alas1, whose product is annotated as aminolevulinate, delta-, synthase 1. Lineage: Eukaryota; Metazoa; Chordata; Actinopteri; Semionotiformes; Lepisosteidae. Gene Ontology annotation, cellular component: mitochondrial matrix; mitochondrion. Gene Ontology annotation, biological process: hemoglobin biosynthetic process; heme biosynthetic process; erythrocyte development. The record is from RefSeq and is a predicted model, not a curated record. Gene Ontology annotation, molecular function: 5-aminolevulinate synthase activity; pyridoxal phosphate binding.